AUGGCUAGUUUUCAUAAUUUUCAAAGGAUUUACAAUGAAGGGACUUUAAGGAUUUCAGAGGAGUUGAAAAUAUUGAGAAGUCGAAAAAGAGAACAGAAAAAUUCUUCGUUGACUCAACACAUGAUUGGUUUAAUAGACGAGGAAAUUAGCAAAUUUAUUAAAAAGAGGCGAUUUGUGUUUUUAACAUUUAGCUUUUCAAGACUACAAUUUCUAGAACGAAUUGGUGUUAAAUUUAGUGGAGUAAUUGUUGACAAUGCUGAAAGACUAAAUGAACAAGAGAAUUGGCAUGUAAUUCUAAAAACGUCACCUUUUGUUAGAUUAUUUGGAGACUAUUGUCAGUAUAGUCAAAAAAUAUCAAAUGAACAAUCAAAGUUAGAUUAUAACAAGACUCUCCUACAAAGACUUGAUGAAGAUUUUGGUGCUGAUUCUAAUGUUAAUUUUCAUCUUAACCGUCAAUAUACUUCAAAUCCAGCAAUUCGUGCUUGGGGAGAUUCUGUCUUUUAUAAAGAAAGGAAAGCUAUCCCUGCCACUAAAUCUGUUGAAAAUAUGAAUUUGAAUGAAAUUUUGAAGCCUAACAUGAAAAGCACAAUAAAAUUGGUGUCAGAACCUUUAGUUUUGGUUGAUAUUAGCAGAUUGGAAGGGGAAUGGAAGGAAUCAAUGUUUGAGUCAGAAAAGGUUGCUAUUACAAAUGUCCAAUAUAAAUACGAAGCUUUUCGAAAUCGGGGAAUGGCUCUAAUAACUGCCCAACACAUUAAUCUUUUAAUUGAUAAUGGAAUUGAUCCAAAGGAAAUUGCUUGCCCUUUGAGCAGUUUUUAUCAUCAUCUUAUUUUGGAAGAAGUUUUUGGAAUUCUUUGGCCACAUAAUUUAUCCAAAUCAAAACGAAUUUGCAGUCGAGUCCCGCGAAUGCUUUCUGGACUUCAUUUUUCGGUUUAUAUUCGUGCAUUUUUGGACAAUGAAUUUGCUAGUACGGAGAAUGAUUAUCUAAAAUUAUUAACAAAUUGGAAUUUUGGAUUAUCAAAAGCAAAAUAUCAAUUUAUGUUAAUUUGUGACAGCAAUAAUUUGAAAAAUAAUUGUAUUCCAAAAAUGGAAGAAAUGCUUGAAUGUUUUCAAUCAACUAGAGGAGGUAUAAUUGUUGGACCAAACGAUAUUUUUCCUUUAAAGAAUGGGCAAUUUGAAGAAAUUAAAAAUUUAGCUAAAAAGAGAUUAAGAGAAUUUAAAUAGUUUUUUAAUGUUGUUUUAAAAUUGGUUUUUAAAUUAUAAUUUAAAAAAUUGAAACGGGUUUUUAAAUAUGUAUUUUUUUAAUCUGCUAAAGUUAUUUUUAUGACUUGUUAUAAAGAUUUGAUUUGUCUUUAAUAAAAAGAGUUCUAGC
Molecule: messenger RNA, 1369 nt
Organism: Meloidogyne enterolobii
Lineage: Eukaryota; Metazoa; Nematoda; Chromadorea; Rhabditida; Meloidogynidae
Source: the annotation of a GenBank genome assembly